AUGAGUUAUUUUUCCAGUUUAUCAAUAAUUCCACCUGAUAAAAAAAAACAAGACUUUGUUUAUUCUGAGUCGUCAAGUUCACCAGAUUUUUCAGACACUACGAUAAGCAGUGAUGAGCAAAAGAAUUUGAUAAUCAAUCACGUUCCUCAUCAUUUUCGUUCACGUCAUUCACUAUCUGUAUCCCGUAAAGCUGAUAAAGCUAGCAAGACGUACAUGACUGGAAUAUGCAAACAAGACUUUGAAUAUAUCCAAAAAAAACUAACGACUAUCCUUGAAUCUCAAAAUGUUAACGAGUAUAAUGUAACGGGAUCAGAAAAUAUUUCUCCAUACUUUCUUCUUGAUAAAUCACCGAAAUCUUAUAUCACUUUCUCGUACGGAAAUGAUACUUAUAAUGAUGUACUGGAAACUGAAACUGACGAACGGUUAAGGUGUACCGAACCUGGAUGUGAUCAAAUCUUUGAGUGUCAACGUACUUUAUUACAACAUAAUCCAAUUCACCGGCUAACGAAGAGUGACAAUCAAAGUUGGAUCCAAAAAUUUUAUCUUUAUGGGAAAAGUGUGGUGCCAGUAAUAACAAUAGUUGAAGAAAUAACUUAUAUUGCCUUAAGUUUUAUGUCGUGUUCUUAUGAAUUAUCCGUCUAUAAUAUAGAUAACUUUAGUGCAUAUCAAGCUACCGCUCACACUGUUCGUGAUCGAUUAAUCAAACGAUGGAAUGAUACCCAGCAGAAUUUAGGUCUCAGAAUGAAGGAUGUCCUUGAUGAAGAAGUUGAUGCUGCUCUUGGUAACGGAGGUCUCGGUCGUCUUGCCGCUU
Molecule: messenger RNA, 811 nt
Organism: Dentiscutata erythropus
Lineage: Eukaryota; Fungi; Glomeromycota; Glomeromycetes; Diversisporales; Gigasporaceae
Source: the annotation of a GenBank genome assembly